This is a messenger RNA of Drosophila eugracilis, 4367 nucleotides long. It is a transcript of the gene tsh, whose product is annotated as protein teashirt. The transcript has 2 exons. Lineage: Eukaryota; Metazoa; Arthropoda; Insecta; Diptera; Drosophilidae. The record is from RefSeq and is a predicted model, not a curated record. Bases 1380 to 4253 code for a protein of 957 amino acids. Gene Ontology annotation, cellular component: nucleus. Gene Ontology annotation, biological process: regulation of transcription by RNA polymerase II. Gene Ontology annotation, molecular function: DNA-binding transcription factor activity, RNA polymerase II-specific; DNA binding.
UACAGCGUACGAUCAUGCGAGAAAAGCGCGGUGUUUUCAGAAAAAUCGUACGGUAAUUAAUUAGCCGAGAGCAGCGCAGCCGGCGCGUGCGAACGAGAUAGCAGCACAUUUAAUCACGCUGACAGCCAGCUGUCCUGCAAGUGUGUGGGUGGUACACACAACACGCACACAGCACACACACAACUGCGCAGCCGUCGCCUGAACGCAAACGCAAAAUCGAAUCAGAAAUUGCCGUCGCCAAAAUCGCGCGCUUCGUGUUUGCUCGUCAAAAGCAGCGCAGCUUCCAAUCGCUGCACUUCCCGUCCGCGUCCGUCGCUUCAGUCUUUUUUUUUUCUUUCAUCCGUAUCAAUCAGCGGCGGCAGAGCGGCAGCGCAUCGUUGUUGUUUGUCAGUUUGACAGCAGCGGCAGCGCAGCGACAGAGCGGCAGAGCAGCCGAGGUAGAGGCAGAGGCUAGUGACGAAAGAACCCGGCCAGCAGAAUUCAUUCGCCUUUGGACGUUCAUUCGCUUUUGAACGUUCAUUCGAGUAACGACGGAAUCCGGAUGAAAGACAGACGCACGCACAUCGCGAAACGCGUGUUCCGCCAGAAUAUUGAAAUACUAUACUUAGUGUGAUACGAUACGAGUAUUUUCCAAGGAGCCGCCAUCAUAUCUAGUCAAAGGAAAGUUAAAUAAGAGAAAAUCAAGGAAAACCACUGGAACAAGAAAAGAAUCGAACGAAAAUGCUCGAUCAAGACUGAUAAUAAUUGAACACACACGAGUAAAGCAACUACAAAUGGUUCAACAAAGUAUACGUAAAACAACCACAAAUUCAAAUAUAUACCACAAAUAUAUAUAUUUAUUAACUUAAACCUAAAGAUAAACUAUUACAAAUAUUUAUAUAUUUAAACGGUAUUUUGCUCACCAAAAUUACACUUACAUACAUUAUGUAAAAGCAGUUACUUAAAUCAACAAACCUAACGAAGUAUACGAUUCAAUGCAAUUAUUAAAUUAAAUUUAAACCCACACAUACACAAAAUACAAAUACAAAUACAACAAAUUACAAAUACAAAUUACAAACGCCUCGAAACAAAAACAAAAAAAGACAAAAAUAUUUAAACGUCAUUUUUGUCUGCCAUACGAAAAUUUAUAAAUCUAAAAUAAACACAAAUUAAACAAAGUUAUACGCAAGUUCUAUACGACAACGUACCAAGUGCAAAACUAAAAACAAAAAACAAAACAAAAUCUAAAAACCAAACAUAAACAAAUUUUAUGAAUAUUGUGUCAAACUAAAGUUAAGUUCCAAAACCCAAUCGAAACGCCAGCAAACUCGCCGUUUGCCCCAAAAAUUCAAAACCAACACAGUUUUCAAAAAUCGUCAAAGAUUCAGCAAAAUUUAAACAUGUUGCACGAGGCUCUGAUGCUCGAGAUCUACAGACAGGCCCUAAAUGCCGGAGCACUGCCCACAGCUCGUCCGCGUUCCACGGAGUCGGCGAAUUCCAGCGAGGGCUGCCCCUCGCACGACUCCAACUCCUCGGACAAUGGAGGUGGUGGAGCUGGCAGCGGCGGAGUGGGUCAUCGGAUGGAUGCCGCCACCUUGUCCGCCGGGGUGAUGCCCGGCGUGGUGCCCACCACCCUGCACUCGACAUUCCCGGCGGUGCCACAGUCCCUGCCCGCCCAGCCGCCCUCGAUGGAGGCGUACCUGCACAUGGUGGCGGCGGCAGCCCAACAGUAUGGGUUCCCCUUGGCCGCUGCAGCAGCAGCGGGGGCGGGGCCACGCCUGCCACUCCCACUGGCAAAUGAGGCGGCGGCUCCGUUCAAACUUCCCCCCCAGGCUUCGCCCACGGCGUCCAGUAAUAACUCAGAGGCUCUGGAUUUCCGCACCAAUCUGUACGGGCGGGCGGAAUCGGCGGAGCCACCUGCCUCCGAGGGCGAGGAGGAGGACUUCGAUGACGGUGCCAACAACCCCCUCGAUCUCUCCGUGGGCACCCGGAAGCGUGGCCACGAAUCGGAGCCUCAACUGGGCCACAUCCAGGUCAAGAAGAUGUUCAAGUCGGAAAGCCCGCCCGCGAAUCCCGUGGCCUCGCCCUCAGCCAGCCAACUAUUGCCAGGAGUCAAUCCAUAUCUCGCGGCCGUGGCAGCUGCCAAUAUCUUUCGAGCGGGCCAGUUCCCCGACUGGAAUGGCAAGAGCGACUUGGUGGUCGAUCCCCUCGAGAAAAUGUCCGAUAUUGUGAAGGGAGGAGCGAGUGGAAUGGGCGGCAAGGAGAAAAUGCACUCGUCCAAGGCCACGCCACCGCAGGCGGCAGCCCAGCCGCCGAAGAGUCCGGUUCAACCGCCACCCAACCAGAGUUCCGAGUCCGGAGGAGGAUCGGGAGGCAGUGGAGCGAGUGGUGGUGGGGUGACCAAGGCCAGGCACAAUAUCUGGCAGUCACACUGGCAGAACAAGGGAGUGGCCAGCUCGGUGUUCAGGUGUGUGUGGUGCAAGCAGAGUUUCCCCACUCUGGAGGCCCUCACCACCCAUAUGAAAGACAGCAAGCACUGCGGGGUGAAUGUACCACCCUUUGGCAACCUGCCCAGCAAUAACCCCCAGCCCCAGCACCACCAUCCAGCUCCUCCGCCACCGCCGCAGAACCACAACCUCCGUAAACACGGCUCAGGCAGUGGCUCCAACCACUCUCCUUCGGCCAAUGUCAAGAAUGCCUUUCAGUAUCGCGGAGAUCCACCCACGCCGCUGCCCAGGAAGCUGGUUCGAGGCCAGAAUGUCUGGCUGGGCAAGGGUGUGGAACAGGCCAUGCAGAUCCUUAAGUGCAUGCGCUGCGGAGAGAGUUUCCGAUCCCUGGGCGAGAUGACCAAGCACAUGCAGGAGACCCAGCACUACACGAACAUCCUGUCCCAGGAGCAGAGCAUCUCCAUUAAAUCAGCGAAUGCCAAUGCCAACGCAGAUGCCAAGGAGAGUCAUAACAGUCUGAGCUCCGAGGAAAGUCGCACCCUCAGUGCUGUCCUCACCUGCAAGGUGUGCGACAAGGCCUUCAGUUCCUUGGGGGAUCUGAGCAACCACAUGGCCAAGAACAACCACUACGCGGAGCCGCUCCUUCAGUCCGCAGGAGCUCGCAAGCGGCCAGCUCCCAAGAAGCGCGAGAAAUCGCUGCCAGUAAGGAAGCUUCUGGAGAUGAAGGGAGGAGCAGGAAACCAGGAUGAUCUGGCCAACGAGAAGUCCGCGGUGCAGGGAAAACCCGGUCUGGGCCCAGGUGGAGGGGAUAAGAACGAUGCCGCUCUCUUUGCCGAGCGCAUGCGGCAGUACAUUACCGGGGUGAAGUCGCCCGAAGAAAUGGCCAAAGUGGCUGCUGCUCAACUCCUGGCCAAGAACAAGUCGCCAGAGUUGGUGGAGCAGAAGAAUGGGAGUGCCAAGGCCCCGGGAGCCUCCUCCGUGCUCAGUGCCAUCGAGCAGAUGUUCACCACCAGCUUCGAUACUCCUCCAAGACACGCCAGCUUGCCAGCUAGUAGUCCCUCCAACUCAUCCACCAAAAACACCUCGCCAGUGGCCUCCAGCAUACUGAAACGCCUGGGAAUCGACGAAACCGUCGACUACAACAAGCCCCUGAUCGAUACCAAUGACCCGUACUACCAGCACUAUAGAUACACCAGCAGCGAGAGGAGUGGCAGCGAGUGCAGUGCGGAGGCCAAACCGAGGCUGGAUGCCCCGACUCCGGAGAAGCAGCAGCAAACAGGGGGAGGACAUGAGGAGGAACCCUCCAAACCAGCCAUCAAGCAGGAGCGGGAUGUGGAGUCGGAGCCCAUUAAAAUGGAGAUCAAGUCUGAGCUUGCGGAUGAGCACAACGAAGCCGAGGAGUCCUCCAAAAUGGAGACGGCCUUGGUGAAUGGCAGUGCCACGAACAAUAACAAUAACAAUAACAAUGUGGAAAGGAGUUCCCCCAAGACACCCUCAUCGGCAGCCAGUCCUCAGACCAGGCUGCUGCCUCCCAGAAGUCCUGCCGAGAGUCAGAGAUCAGUCACACCAAAGUCACCCGCCUCUAGCCACAAGUCCUACGACGGGAGUUCCGAGGGCAACAAGAAGUAUCCCAGUGACUCGCUCAACGCCCUGUCCUCCAUGUUCGAUUCCCUGGGCAGCAGCGGAGCUGGGGCUGCCAAUACCAGAGCCAAGCUGGCAGCCGCCGCUGCCGCCGGUGGAUCAGAGUCCCCGGAGAACCUCAGCUCCGGCGGCAACUCGCUGGCGGCUCUGCGGCAAUUCUGCGUGAAGAAGGAGAAGACCGCCUAAGUCCGCGUGCCGAGACGAAAAGCGAAACCGAAUCGUUUGCCUUGUUUUCGUUGUUUCGAACAAAACGCAUUUUCAACAUUUUUUGGUUUGCCAGUGCCUCGCCUCCGCCUCCGC